AUGAUGCAGGGUGGCGGUACCCAGAUCAUGGCGGGUCACGGCCAGAUUCGCGGUCCUGGUCAUAAUGCUGUCUUCGCCGACAACGAUGCUGAUGUACUCGUUUACCACUAUUACGAUGCUACCAGCGGCGAUGCUCGCAUUGGUAUCAACCUCCUCCGCUACGAUAACGGUUGGCCUGUUGCCUACUGA
Molecule: messenger RNA, 189 nt
Organism: Fusarium oxysporum Fo47
Lineage: Eukaryota; Fungi; Ascomycota; Sordariomycetes; Hypocreales; Nectriaceae
Product: arabinan endo-1,5-alpha-L-arabinosidase A
Exons: 1
Coding region: 1-189 (62 amino acids)
Source: RefSeq, a predicted model, not a curated record